Molecule: messenger RNA, 993 nt
Organism: Musa acuminata AAA Group (dessert banana)
Lineage: Eukaryota; Viridiplantae; Streptophyta; Magnoliopsida; Zingiberales; Musaceae
Exons: 3
Coding region: 59-571 (170 amino acids)
Biological process (GO): mitotic sister chromatid cohesion
Cellular component (GO): NatA complex
Molecular function (GO): N-acetyltransferase activity
Source: RefSeq, a predicted model, not a curated record
GCUCAUCAGAUCGACUGAAGGUUGGGGCGAUAGGGUUUCUCUGUGAGUGAAUCACCGGAUGGGGGCGGGAGAAGGAGGGGGGGAAAUGGCGGCGGCUGCGAUAUCGCUGGACGGGGUUCGGGACAAGAACGUCAUGCAGCUGAAGAAGUUCAACACUGCCCUCUUCCCUGUCCGCUACAACGACAAAUACUACGCCGAUGCCCUCGCCUCCGGCGACUUCACCAGGCUCGCUUAUUUCAGUGACAUAUGUGUUGGUUCAAUUGCAUGUCGGCUUGAGAAGAAGGAAGGAGGGGCCAUCUGUGUUUAUAUUAUGACCCUAGGUGUUUUGGCACCAUACCGUGGGCUUGGAGUUGGUACAAAGCUGUUGAAUCAUGUACUGGACUUGUCACACAAGCAGAAUAUUUGGGAGAUCUACUUGCAUGUGCAGACAAACAAUGACGAUGCAAUUGCCUUCUAUAAAAAGUUUGGAUUUGAAAUCACAGACACCAUACGGAAUUAUUAUAUGAACAUCAGUCCACCCGAUUGUUACGUGCUCGGUAAAGUCAUUGCCCAACCUCACGCAAAAAAAUGAUCCUUGGUGUGCCAUCUCUGGACCUGACAACAAAUGGCUUUCAGCCUAUGAAAUAUUAUUCCGAGAGUGUGUUGGUGGCUUAUCCUAAUUUCUUUUGGAGGCGGCGGAAGACUUUCCUGGUGAGUCUUCCAUGCAGGACUGACUAUAUGUUGUUGGCACAAGGCUUCGACGACUUGUUGGUGUGAAAAGGCCAUUGACUUGUUGGUCUGCUUUAACUUGGUUUUUUUGGCAACAGGAACACCCUCAUGAUAGAGUUUGUUCAAUGGUAUUUGAUUCUGACUUUUUUUUUUUCUUCUUCCAAAUUAGUUGCAAUAUCGAAUGAACCCUAGUUUUAUUUUAUACUUGUAUUGGAGUGAAAUGAUUUAUAAAUUUUGCUCCAAGCAUGAACAAUCAAUCUAAUCGAAUGGUGACUUAAAGCCUAA